Molecule: messenger RNA, 3652 nt
Organism: Nerophis ophidion (straightnose pipefish)
Lineage: Eukaryota; Metazoa; Chordata; Actinopteri; Syngnathiformes; Syngnathidae
Gene: gabrb3
Product: gamma-aminobutyric acid type A receptor subunit beta3
Exons: 10
Coding region: 270-1760 (496 amino acids)
Biological process (GO): nervous system process; signal transduction; monoatomic ion transmembrane transport
Cellular component (GO): membrane; neuron projection; GABA-A receptor complex
Molecular function (GO): extracellular ligand-gated monoatomic ion channel activity; neurotransmitter receptor activity; GABA-A receptor activity
Source: RefSeq, a predicted model, not a curated record
GCGAGACGGACCGGGGGCAGCAGGUGCAUUCCAGUAAGGGGGGCGGGGUCAAGGGUCAGCCUGCAGGAAAGUUUGGGACUUCAUCUUUAUCUUCAUCGUCAUCAUCAUCAUCAUGUCCAGCGUGAGAGCGGCGCCCGUGUGGCCCGCGCCACGACCAGCGGCCCGCGGCCCAGCUCGGUGGCGCCGGGCCGGGGCCUCCCACGCUCACAUCUGACGUGCCGCUCAAGUCGAAACGGCGAGGAGCGGCGGCGUGAGAGGCGGAGCCAAAGAUGCGUCUCUGGUGGACUUUGACCGUCGGGUUCUGGAGCGUCUGCUGCGAGCUGCCGUUCAUCGCCGACAACAACGCGGCCAUGCUGGUCAACUGGAACUCGGUUGACGGGAACAAGAAGCUGUACGCUAUCUACGACACAAGCGUCAACGAGCCCGGCAACAUGUCUUUUGUCAAGGAGACCGUGGACAAGCUCCUGAAGGGGUAUGACAUCCGGCUGAGACCGGACUUUGGCGCUACCCCGGUUGCUGUUGGCAUGAGCAUAGACGUGGCCAGCAUAGACAUGGUGUCAGAGGUCAACAUGGACUACACGCUGACCAUGUACUUCCAGCAGUACUGGCGGGACAAGCGCCUGGCCUACCUGGGCAUCCCCCUCAACCUGACCCUGGACAACCGUGUGGCCGACCAGCUGUGGGUGCCCGACACCUACUUCCUCAACGACAAGAAGUCCUUCGUGCACGGCGUCACCGUCAAGAACCGUAUGAUCCGACUGCACCCCGACGGCACCGUCCUCUACGGCCUGCGAAUCACCACCACGGCCGCCUGCAUGAUGGACCUGAGGAGAUACCCGCUGGACGAGCAGAACUGCACGCUGGAGAUUGAGAGCUACGGCUACACGACCGACGACAUCGAGUUCUACUGGAAAGGAGGCGACACAGCGGUGACGGGCGUGACGCGAAUCGAGCUCCCGCAGUUCUCCAUCGUGGACUACAAACUAGUCUCCAAGAACGUGGUCUUCUCCACCGGUGCCUAUCCUCGCCUGUCGCUCAGCUUCAAGCUGAGGAGAAACAUCGGCUACUUCAUCCUGCAGACGUACAUGCCCUCCACCCUCAUCACCAUCCUGUCCUGGGUCUCCUUCUGGAUCAACUACGACGCCUCGGCCGCCAGAGUAGCUUUAGGCAUCACCACCGUGCUCACCAUGACAACCAUCAACACCCACCUGAGGGAGACGCUACCCAAGAUCCCCUACGUGAAAGCCAUCGACGUCUACCUGAUGGGAUGCUUCGUCUUCGUCUUCUUGGCGCUGCUGGAGUACGCCUUUGUCAACUACAUCUUCUUCGGGCGAGGGCCGCAGAUCCAGAAGAGGCUGGCCGAGAAGGCGCUGAAGGCCAACAACGACCGCGCCAACUUCGACCGGCCCACGGACGACUCCCAGGGCAACAUCCUGCUGACCACCUUGGAGAUCCACAACGAGGUGGGAGGUAACGAGGUCACCACCACGUUGUGCGAGACCACACAUAACUCCGCCCCCUUGGCGCUGGACAACUCCUCGGGCGUCCAGCACAGGAGGAGCAGCGGGUGGUCGGGCCGCCGCAGCCUGGACAAGACCGUCCAGUUCAGGAGGAGCCGACUGAGGCGUCGCUCGUCGCAGCUCAAGAUCAAAAUCCCCGACCUGACGGACGUGAACGCUAUCGACCGCUGGUCUCGCUUCAUCUUCCCUUUCAGCUUCUCCUUCUUCAAUGUCGUCUACUGGCUUUAUUACGUCAACUAACUUGUGACUCUUUGUGCUGUUGUGUGUCGCAAACAUGCUUUGUCUCUUUUGGAACCCGCCUGUGACCUCAUGUCCUGACUCCAGACGCCAGCCAGUGUUGGAACACGCCCAAAAUGAUGCAACACGCCCACAAAUGUUGCAACACGCCCACAAAUUUUGCAACACGCCCACAAAUAUUGGAACACGCCCACAAUGUUGGAACACGACCGCAAUGUUGGAACUCUCCCACAAUGUCGGAACACACCGACAAUGAUGGAACACACCCACAAUGUUGGAACACGCCCACAAUGUUAGGACACCCCCACAAUGCUGGAAGACGCCCACGAUGUUGGAACUCUCCCACAAAGUUGGAACACACCGACAAUGAUGGAACACACCCACAGUGUUGGAACACAGCCACAAUGUUAGAAGACGCCCACAAUGUCAGAAGACGCCCAGAAUGUUGGAAGACAGCCAUAAUGUUUGAACACGCCCACAAUGAUGGAACAUGCCCACAAUGUUGUAACCCACCCACAAAUGUUGGAACAUGCCCACAUAUAUUGCGACACACCCACAAUUUUGGAACACGCCCACAAUGUUGGAAGACGCCCACAAUGUUGGAACACGCCCACAAUGUUGGAACACGCCAACAAUGAUGGAAGACGGCCACAAUGAUGGAAGACGCCCACAAUGUUGGAGCACGCCCACAAUGAUGGAAGACGGCCACAAUGAUGGAAGACGCCCACAAUGAUGGAAGACGCCCACAAUGAUGGAAGACGCCCACAAUGUUGGAGCACGCCCACAAUGAUGGAAGACGCACACAAUGUUGGAACAUGCCCACAAUGUUGGAACAUGCCCACAAUAUUGGAACACGCCCACAAUGAUGGACCAUGCCCACAGUGUUGUAAUCCACCCACAAAUGUUGGAACACGCCCACAUAUAUUGCGACACACCCACAAUUUUGGAACACGCCCACAAUGUUGGAAGACGCCCACGAUGUUGGAACACGCCCACAAUGAUGGAAGACGCCCACAAUGUUGGAGCACGCCCACAAUACUGGAAGACGCCCACAAUGAUGGAAGACGCCCACAAUGAUGGAAGACGCCCACAAUGAUGGAAGACGCCCACAAUGUUGGAGCACGCCCACAAUGAUGGAAGACGCACACAAUGUUGGAACAUGCCCACAAUGUUGGAACAUGCCCACAAUAUUGGAACACGCCCACAAUGAUGGACCAUGCCCACAGUGUUGUAAUCCACCCACAAAUGUUGGAACACGCCCACAUAUAUUGCGACACACCCACAAUUUUGGAACACGCCCACAAUGUUGGAAGACGCCCACGAUGUUGGAACACGCCCACAAUGAUGGAAGACGCCCACAAUGUUGGAGCACGCCCACAAUACUGGAAGACGCCCACAAUGAUGGAAGACGCCCACGAUGUUGGAACACACCGACAAUGAUGGAACACGCCUAAAAUAUUGGAACACAGCCACAAUGUUAGAAGACGCCCACAAUGUCAGAAGACGCCCAGAAUGUCGGAAGACGCCCAGAAUGUUGGAAGACAGCCAUAAUGUUUAAACACGCCCACAAUGUUGGAACACGUCCACAAUGAUGGAACAUGCCCACAGUGUUGUAACCCACCCACGAAUGUUGGAACACGCCCACAUAUAUUGCGACACAACCACAAUUUUGGAACACACCCACAAUGUUGGAAGACGCCCACGAUGUUGGAACACGCCCACAAUGAUGGAAGACGGCCACAAUGAUGGAAGACGCCCACAAUGUUGGAACACGCCCACAUAUAUUGCGACACACCCACAAUUUUGGAACACGCCCACAAUGUUGGAAGACGGCCACAAUGAUGGAAGACGCCCACAAUGUUGGAACACGCCCACAUAUAUUGCGACACACCCAC